AUGCCCGACGCGCCACCGCUGCAGGCGCCUUCCUGGGUGGCGACCAUGCCAUCGCAUUUGGGGCCCGUGACCGGAGAGAAGCGAUCUGGAUCGGACGCGAUCUUUGAAAUCGCGCUCCAGGCCGACGCAUCCUCGUUCCAGGCUGGGUACCUGGGCCUCGAGGGGUUCACUGCAUGGAUCGGCGAGCCGCAAAUCACCCGCAUGCUCUUGCAUCCCACUCGUUAUACCCACCCAGGCCCAGACGCGCUCAAGCCGUUUGCAUCGCCGGGAUUUGAGCAUCGCGCACGCUGGCACUGGAACACGGUGACGCCCAACUCGCGCUACUCGCUUGCGCCACUGUAUUGGUCCUUGCACCAGCCGGUUACCGCGCACUUUUGGCUGGACUGCUCCGUGAUUCGCAGCUGCGAGCCGGCCGUGGUCCAGGUGCACGUUCCGCCCCCAGACCAGUCCUUGGUGUUGGACCGUGGGCUGAAACUAUCGAGCGUUGAGGCAGGGUUGGUCCGUGUGACACAGUCGCAUCCGUCCGGCGAAAUGUACUCGGACGACGAUAUUCUCGAGUACGUCCUCGCACUCCAGCGCGCACGCACGUCGGAGCAGCGCGAUUCACUCUCGCACGAUGCUGCAUCUUCCUCGGCUUUUUCCACACACAAGCCCCACCGGCGCCACGCGCUCGUGGCGUUUUCCGGCAAGUCGUGCCGGUUUCACUCGCAGAAACCGAUUCAUCUGCAAUUUGCAUUGCGCUCAAAUGCGCCGCCGACACCAUCGGCACACCCUACGUUUGACCUCGGCACGACGCAGCAUAGCCUCGGCGAUGGGCAGUGUGAGUCCAUCACGCAGGACACGACACUACACAAUGUUCGGUUUGUUCUCUGCAUCCGUAUUCUUCUUCGUACCGCCACCGGCGAGCGCCAGGAUAUGUGCACCGGGCAGCUGAUCAAGAUCCUGCCCGCCCCGGCAGGGCCUGAGGCGGAUGCGCCGGCCCUCCCGCCGCACUCGCAGGGACAGCCGAGCGACGCGCCUUCGAAGCAGUCCCCGUCGAAGCACGGCAAGGCGCCACACAGCAGCGAUGACAUUCCUGCGCUCUUUACGAACCAGCCCGAGUACGAUGGGUACGACGACGCGAGCCAAAUGGACCAUGCGAUGCGUGCAAUGGCGCUCUCGACACCCGCACAGCCGGGCGCCUAUGCUCAAACCAUUAUACGCGACCCGGCGCACGUCCAGUUCUCUACCACCGAGACGAACGAGCCACCGCCGAGUAUGCAUGAACAUGUGAACGAUACUCGCCUCCCUGAUGCCCUGCGUUCGAACCCGUCAUAUGCGGCACAGUUGGCCAAUAUACCAAGCACGGAACGCGCACCAUCCACCUACGAUGCGGUCGUCGACCUUGCGCACGACCACUCGCCGCCAGCAGAAGAGCUUCCCAACUUUGAAGAAGUGUCGCAGCAACCCUCGGGUAUACUCGCACCGCCGAUCUGCUACACUCUCCCUAUGGAUUCACAGCCGUUCCGCGACUGGCCUGCCGGUGAACCUCCUCUGUCCUUCUCGGGAACGUGUGCCGAGCCCAGCGAAGCGAGGACCGACGCGCUGCCCCCGUCGUACGCCGACUCGGCCCCGGGCUCAGACGCAGGCGCACCGACCGCACCGCCGUCCGAGUCGGGCGACGCGCAUCCUCCCGCCUACUUCCAGGCGCACGAGCGAGGACGCACACGUGCCGCGUCGCCACCGUCCGAGCAUAGCAGUCGCGAUGCGAGCACGUCGGCACGCGGCGAUGGCGCCACUACCAUCUUCCCGCCGCUGUAUGAAGCAUAG
Molecule: messenger RNA, 1809 nt
Organism: Malassezia japonica
Lineage: Eukaryota; Fungi; Basidiomycota; Malasseziomycetes; Malasseziales; Malasseziaceae
Exons: 2
Coding region: 1-1809 (602 amino acids)
Source: RefSeq, a predicted model, not a curated record